This is a messenger RNA of Sorex araneus (European shrew), 2959 nucleotides long. RefSeq names its product protein kinase AMP-activated non-catalytic subunit gamma 2 (gene PRKAG2). The record is from RefSeq and is a predicted model, not a curated record. The transcript has 16 exons. Lineage: Eukaryota; Metazoa; Chordata; Mammalia; Eulipotyphla; Soricidae. The coding region runs from base 211 to 1953 and encodes 580 amino acids.
CCGCAGCGCCCCGGCCCUGCACCUGCCCAGCGCCCCGGCCGGCCGGGGGAGGAGCCGAGGGCGGGGACGGUCGCGCCGCGCGCCGGAGGAAGCAGAACUCGGCCACCCGCGGGAGCCCCGACGCCCGCCGGCCCCGGGCGCGCUCCGGACCCCACGCGGUGUCGCCGCCGCCUCGGACCCCGGGCGCGGGAUCCACCCGGGGCGCGAGUUAUGGGCAGCGCGGCCAUGGACACCAAGAAGAAGAAGGACGGCGCCAGCCCCGGCGGGAGCGGCCCCAAGAAGACCCCCGGGCCCAAGAGGCGCUCGCUGCGCGUGCACAUCCCGGACCUGAGUGCCUUCGCCAUGCCACUCCUGGACGGAGACCUGGACAGUUCCGAGAAGCCUUCCCGGAAGGGGGACGGUGUCUUCAGCUCGGGCAGCCCCUCCAAAGGCUUCUUCUCCCGAGGCCCCCAGCACCGGCCCUCCAGCCCCGUGUCUGCUCCCGUGAGGCCCAAGACCAGCCCCAGCUCCCCCAAAACCGUCUUCCCCUUCUGCCAGGAGUCGCCGCCGCGCUCCCCACGCCGCAUGAGCUUCAGCGGCAUCUUCCGCUCCUCGUCCAAAGAGUCUUCGCCCAACUCCAACCCGUCCACCUCUCCCGGGGGCAUCCGCUUCUUCUCGCGCUCCAGAAAAAGCCUCUCGUCCUCGCCGUCCGCGCCCAGCGGGGCCGGCAGGCAGCACACGUUCCCGCUGGAGUCCUACCGGCAUGAGCCCGAGCGGCUGGAGAACCGCGUCUACGCUUCCUGCUCCCCGCCGGACUCGGCACAGAGGUUCUGCCCGGCCCGGCCCCUGCCGGUGUCCCCAGCGCACUACCCUCCCCCCAGAACCGCGGCGCUGGCGGCCCCGGGACCCGCGCGAGCCGGCAUGCUGGAGAAGCUGGACGCGGAGGAAGGCGGAGGCCCGCCGAGAGCCUGGGGAGGAGCUGGGCCGCCUGCUCCACUGACCUGCGCCUCCUGCCCCGCAGCAGAAGACUCGGAGAGCGGCGUCUACAUGCGCUUCAUGAGGUCCCACCGGUGCUAUGACAUCGUGCCCACCAGCUCCAAGCUCGUCGUCUUCGACACGACCCUACAGGUGAAAAAGGCCUUCUUCGCCUUGGUGGCCAACGGCGUCCGGGCCGCGCCCCUCUGGGAGAGCAAAAAGCAAAGCUUUGUAGGAAUGCUAACGAUUACAGAUUUCAUAAAUAUACUACAUAGAUACUAUAAAUCUCCCAUGGUGCAGAUUUAUGAGCUAGAGGAGCAUAAGAUUGAAACCUGGAGAGAGCUUUACUUACAAGAAACAUUUAAGCCUCUGGUGAACAUUUCUCCAGAUGCCAGUCUCUUCGAUGCCGUUUACUCGUUGAUCAAGAAUAAGAUCCACCGAUUGCCCGUCAUCGACCCCAUCAGCGGGAACGCACUUUACAUUCUCACCCACAAAAGGAUCCUCAAGUUCCUCCAGCUCUUUAUGUGCGACAUGCCCAAGCCCGCCUUCAUGCGGCAGAACCUGGAGGCGCUGGGCAUCGGCACGUACCGCAACAUCGCCUUCAUCCACCCCGACACGCCCAUCAUCAAGGCGCUCAGCAUCUUCGUGGACAGGCGGGUGUCGGCCCUGCCUGUCGUGGACGAGGCAGGAAAAGUUGUAGAUAUUUAUUCGAAAUUUGAUGUCAUUAAUCUUGCUGCUGAGAAAACGUACAACAACCUCGACAUCACGGUGACGCAGGCGCUGCAGCACCGCUCCCAGUACUUCGAGGGGGUGGUGAAGUGCAGCAAGCUGGAGACGCUGGAAACCAUCGUGGACCGCAUCGUGAGAGCCGAGGUCCAUCGGCUGGUGGUGGUCAAUGAAGCCGAUAGUAUCGUGGGUAUAAUCUCCCUGUCGGACAUCCUGCAGGCCCUGAUCCUCACCCCCACAGGUGCCAAACCGCAGGAGACGGAGGCCGAGUGACAUGGGGACAGGCAGCAGCCAACGGCCAGGUUGGACCAGGCACCGGCACCCGCUUUGCCUCCCUCACAGUGCUCGCUGGAGGAGAGACCAAGGCUCGUGACGGACUCCGGGGUUUGCGACGGGGUCUCCCCCAGCGGUGCUGGGCCUCGGCCGGGAGCAGGACGGACAGAGGGAUCGGACGGUGUGGGCUUGUCCGACGAGACGCCCGGGGCCUCUGCCAGGUCCCCGAUGCUGUACGUCAUUAAAGUGCACUGCGUCCUCCACUCUCCCUCCUUUUCCUUUCCGAGGGCGCUGGAGGGCGCUGGCGUGACGGGCGCCAGGGCUCGCCCGCGGCGGGGCGUGCGGACCGAGUGCCUUAUGCCAGACCCCAGCGGCCGGGCCCCUGGCCCGCCGGCCCUCGAGGCUGUGGACCUUUACCAAAUCCUUCGUUUCAUUCCGCUCGGCCGCAGCCGUGUGUGUCCCGCGCCCUCGGGGACGUGACACGUGACGACGUGACGCGUGCGCAUCCCCGCGAGUGAGCAAGACUCUCCAACAGCUUUACUGAUUCUUACUCUCACGCCAUUUUCUUACGCGCCUUGCGGGGGCCCGUCACGGCCCCGGCCCUGGGCGCGGCGGCGAGUGCAGUUCCCGCGGGCCCGGGCCGGGCGGAGCUCUGGGGAGGUGUUUAUCUUCCCCUUACGUGUUUGACUGUAAAAUCACGCUGUGUGUGCACACGUGUGUGUUUGUGUGUGUGUGUGUGCGCGCGCGCGUGUGCGUGCCACCGUGGCUGUAUUUGUAAACCUGAUGGCAGCGUCUCUGAGUUCACGCGGCUGAACAGAAGCUGUUUCCCGACUGACACGAGUGCUGGGCGCACGUUGGCGCCCGUGUACACGGAGGCCAGCUUCGGUUUCUUACUCGGGGAGGGGUUUGGGUUGGUGUGGUGGUUGCUGUGUUUUUUGUUGUUUGGGUUUUGUUGUUUGGUUUUUCCUUUCUUGCGGACUGAAGAAUUAAAGGAAACCUGACUACC